GUGACUCGGUUUCCUCAAGACGAUAGACAUAUAGACUAGAAGAGAAAAGAAGAAGAAGAAAAUGCAAGCGGUGGCUGCCAAACUCACUCGCCCUCACUUCCUCACCAGAACCUUAACCACCCUCACUCUCUCUUCUUCUUCUCCUCUCUCCAACCUGCUAUCCUCCCCCGGCCGUGACGCCGCCACCGACACGUGUCUCACCCGCCGAACAUCUCUCCUCUCAUCUCCUCCUUGGUCCGCCACUCAACACCGCGGCGCCAGAGUCCAAGGCGCCGAUGUGAGACCUGGCAAUGUGAUUCAAAAGAAAGAUCGUAUUUACCAGGUGAUAAAGGUAGAGCAUUCACAUGAAGGAAGAGGAAAGGCCAACAUUAAGCUGGAGCUUCGUGAUGUCGACUCUGGGAACAAGACAUCCCAAAGAUUGGGGACAGAGGAGUCAGUUGAUAGAGUGUUUGUCAUGUCAAAAAGUUACAUUUACAUGUGCACAGACCGGGAUGGCAAAGUAUUAUUGAUGGAUCCUGAUACGCUUGAUCAGCUCGAAGUGAAUGAAGACGUAUUUGGAAAGAAUGCUAAAUACCUACAAGAAGAAAUGAAAGUUAGAGUGGAGCUGUUUAACGGGACCCCUUUAUCUGCAUCAGUUCCAAAACAUGUGACCUGCACUGUCAAGGAAGCACAACCUCCUAUAAAGGGGAUUGCAGCAACACCUAAGGAUAAAAUAGCUACAAUCCAAAAUGGCUUCACUAUAAAAGUACCAGCUCAUAUCAUAGCUGGUGAGUCUGUGGUUAUUGACACCGAGGAUGACUCUUAUGUUAGAAGGGUCAAGGCAUAAUGCUUAAUAUCAUUGCUACAAUCUGGUGGAGACAUUUUCUUUUUUAUUUGUCUGAAUCUGGCGGAAGGGUGGAAUAUCAUUCGUGCACUGUCUAAGGCGUCUGGCUCGUUUCUAUGAUGAUGAAAGUGUUUACCAUCUUGAGGUAGCUGAUUCAAAGUAAUACAUAUUUACUCAUACAACAUGGACUUUGGCAAUGGAAAAGAUACAGCUCUUUUAGGAAGAUAAAAGCUUGGCGCUCAACUUGAACAGUUUUCUCUUGGGUCAAAUUCAGAUUUGUAGAACAAGAAUAAAAGUUUCACGUCAUUAUUUAUCCAAAAACUAAAAGAAAUGUUGUCGAGUACUUUAUAUUGGUUUUAUGAGAAGGGAAGAUUUAUUAUACUGAUGCAAAUUGUAUUGAUGCUUUCUAGUGUUAUCUUUGUGUUGGAUUGUAAGCACCAUAGAGAAUUAUUGUAAUGACCAGUGGAGUGAUUUAACCAGUUCUUGAUGCCAUACCACU
Messenger RNA from Rosa rugosa (rugosa rose), 1322 nucleotides. RefSeq lists its product as uncharacterized. Gene Ontology annotation, molecular function: translation elongation factor activity. The transcript is spliced from 11 exons. Gene Ontology annotation, cellular component: cytoplasm. Lineage: Eukaryota; Viridiplantae; Streptophyta; Magnoliopsida; Rosales; Rosaceae. Gene Ontology annotation, biological process: peptide biosynthetic process; translational elongation. Bases 62 to 826 code for a protein of 254 amino acids. The record is from RefSeq and is a predicted model, not a curated record.